Messenger RNA from Rotaria sordida, 444 nucleotides. The record is from the annotation of a GenBank genome assembly. NCBI's taxonomy places the organism in Eukaryota, Metazoa, Rotifera, Eurotatoria, Philodinida, Philodinidae.
AUGUUACUUGAUAAAUAUUCGAUCUGGAUUUUUGUUCAAUUAGGUUCAUCUACUUUAGUCAAAUUUGAUGCACAGAAAUUUUCGGAAUUACUUAUUCUAUGUAGAGCUGUAUCAAUAGUUCCUGUUACAAAUAUUUCGAGAAUGAAUUCGAAUGUGUUGAAUAUUCAAUUCUGGAUUGUUUCCCUUAUUUGUUGCAUAAUGAGAACCCAUAUCUUGAUGCAGGUUAUUCUUUUAUUCUUGGAAGAUCGUCGAUUGAUGAAAAUUCAUUUUUCAUGUUCUGACCUUGAUCAUGUUUGUUGGAUCUUGUUUUCUUUGAUCUGGUUUAUAUAUUCUUGUCUAUUCAUUACUAUUGCUUUAUCUCCUUUAUCUACAGGUCCUUUUCAUCAUUUCAUGAAUGUAUUGAUUUCAGAAAUACCUCUUCCUUCCAUUAUUGAUGUUGUUUAA